Molecule: messenger RNA, 966 nt
Organism: Metarhizium robertsii ARSEF 23
Lineage: Eukaryota; Fungi; Ascomycota; Sordariomycetes; Hypocreales; Clavicipitaceae
Product: nuclear pore complex, component sec13
Exons: 4
Coding region: 1-966 (321 amino acids)
Biological process (GO): COPII-coated vesicle budding; positive regulation of TOR signaling; protein import into nucleus
Cellular component (GO): COPII vesicle coat; nuclear pore outer ring
Molecular function (GO): structural molecule activity; protein binding
Source: RefSeq, a predicted model, not a curated record
AUGAGCUACGGCUUGCCUGCCAAGUAUGAAUUCCAAGAUAUUCCAGAGAACUCCGCGGCGCAAGUCAUUGCCAACUCUGGUCACGAUGACAUGAUUCACGAUGCCGUCCUCGACUAUUACGGUCGCAAGCUUGCCACGUGCUCGAGUGACCGCACCAUCAAGAUUUUCGAAAUCGACGGCGAGUCGCAGCGGUUGAUCGAGACUUUGAAAGGCCACGAAGGUGCUGUCUGGUGCGUGUCUUGGGCGCAUCCCAAAUACGGUAACAUCCUCGCAUCGGCGGGAUACGACGGCAAGGUAUUCAUCUGGAAGGAGCAAGGCCAAAACAACCAGUGGCAAAGAAUCUACGACUUCCCCCUACAUAAGGCUUCCGUCAACGUGGUCUCCUGGUCUCCCCAUGAAGCCGGCUGCCUCCUCGCCACCGCUUCGUCCGACGGCAAUGUGAGCGUUCUCGAGUUCAAGGACACGGCCGUCGAUCACGCCACGUUCCCUGCCCACGGCCUGGGGGUCAACUCAGUUUCGUGGGCUCCUGCUACUAGCCCCGGUAGCAUUGUUAGCAGUGCUCCUGGACCCGGCUCCGUUGGCAACCGACGAUUCGUCACAGGUGGCUCCGACAAUGUCCUCAAGAUUUGGUCAUUCGAUCCCGCCUCGCAAUCAUACAAGCAGGAGGGCGAGCCUCUGACUGGCCACACCGAUUGGGUCCGGGACGUUGCCUGGUCACCUACGGUCUUGCAAAAGUCGUACAUUGCUUCGGCUUCCCAAGACAAGACAGUGCGUAUUUGGACGUCAGACCCCUCUAGUAACGGCCAAUGGGACUCCAAGGUCCUGAACUUUGAUGCACCCGUCUGGCGAGUCAGCUGGUCUCUGAGCGGAAAUGUCCUGGCAGUUAGUGGCGCGGACAACAAGGUCUCAUUAUGGAAGGAGAACCUGCGGGGCGAGUGGGAGUGUGUCAAGUCGAUUGAGGAGUAG